AUGAAGAAUAAUAAAUUAUCACUUAAAGUGAUGUUAAAAAAUACGUAAAAUUAGCCAAAAAAAGAUGACAAAGCAUAAAUUAAUGAUAAUAUGAGUAUAUCUUAACACUCAUAUUUUGGCCCAUCGAAAUAAUAGUACGAAUGUUAAUGGAAUCCAAAUAUCUGUAUUACUGCAAAGAAUGAUUCCAAUUUAGAGGCUUUUGAUGAAUCAUAAAUUUAGACCAAUCAAAACAUUAGGACAGCCAACCCAGAAUAACAACGAUAACUCAUUUCAUUCAUUUACUCAGAUCAGACCAUUCCAACUAUGCGUUAAUUGUUAUAAGUGUCAGAACAACUAAUUAUGGGUAAAAUCUGCUAAAAACAUAAGCACAAUUAAAAUCAUCAAACUAGAACUAAAUCAGAGAAUGUAAUUAAUAGAAGAUAAAAUUUAGAAAAAAACUUUUUAGACUCUAAACUAAUUAACAAAGAAUUGAGAAAUGAGAAAUAUAAAAUGUUUUCUCAUAAAAGUAUAAAAUAAAUUCAUCCAAAAUAUAUGUAACAUAAAAAUAAGGCUCUUCAAAUUUUUAUUAAUGGUUAAGUGUUACAGAAAAGUUUUACUCCUACUUCUUAACAGUCUAUUAGAUGUAAAUCAAUGAGUCCUGCUCCAAAUAAAGUUAGACUUUUUAUGAUUUGA
Molecule: messenger RNA, 672 nt
Organism: Paramecium tetraurelia
Lineage: Eukaryota; Ciliophora; Oligohymenophorea; Peniculida; Parameciidae
Exons: 2
Source: RefSeq, a predicted model, not a curated record